AUGGCGCAUGCCGGCGAGCGCAUCGAGCUUGAGCGCGCUUUCUCUGGGGCGACCGUUCAUGACAUGUUCAACAUGCUUAGCGUCGCUGUCCUGCUGCCGGAGGAGGUCAUCCUCGGUGCCAUCACUGGAGAGGGUGGCCUUCUGUUCUACAUCUCCAAGGGAAUCACAGACGCUGCCAUGGGUGGCGGUGGCGGUGACAUCACCUUCACAUCGCCUACGAAGUUCAUUGUCAGCCCGUUGACGGAUGUCUUCGUGGAUCCGAACAAGGACGUCACCAAAUCCCUGUCCCUGGGUGCACCGAAGGCCACCGCUAUGCCAGCGGGAGUGACUGGCUGCCCUACCGACAUGGACUGCAGCAACUACUUUUGCGUUUCUUCAGCCAUGAGCAAGAACUGGAAGAAG
Messenger RNA from Symbiodinium pilosum, 402 nucleotides. The record is from the annotation of a GenBank genome assembly. Lineage: Eukaryota; Dinophyceae; Suessiales; Symbiodiniaceae.